Myzus persicae (green peach aphid) is the source of this 1592-nucleotide messenger RNA. RefSeq lists its product as uncharacterized. The record is from RefSeq and is a predicted model, not a curated record. The transcript is spliced from 9 exons. Bases 205 to 1185 code for a protein of 326 amino acids. Lineage: Eukaryota; Metazoa; Arthropoda; Insecta; Hemiptera; Aphididae.
UUUACGUAUUUUCUUUUCAUAUUUUUUUAGUUGUUUACCUUUAAACACGAUAUUCAUAAUACAAUUUAGUAACAUAAAGUGGCUUAGUGUGUAGUACUUUGACGAUUAAUAAAUAUAAUUUUUGUAUUUUCAGUACAAACAAACUACUCGUGAUUCCAAAUAUAUUAUUUUUAAAUCAAUUUUACCCAUAUAAUAGUAUAAAUCAUGAAAGUCAAAAGAAACUUUAUUUGUGGUAUUUUACUAAUAAUUGCCACAAUUAUGACUUCUGUUUGUGCUGUAAGAGGUAAAAACAGAUUAAGUAACGCAAAAACUUACCUCAUGAGUAUCUUUACUAUGAGUCCAAACACUGUCAAGAAUUGGAAAUCAAGUUCAUUUGCAAGAAACUUCAACAAAGCCAUUGGAUUUGCACCUAUUGUUAAAGAAGAUAAAAUUGAAGGUCUAUUGACAUUAAUAGCAAAGGAGCCUGAUUUAAUUAAAAUUGGAGCAUUUAGAAAACUUAACAAGCUGGACAGUAGUGCUACAACUGUGGAUAGUAAAAAAAUAUUAAUUCUUGCAAAAAUUCAAGGCACCAUAGAAUUGAUAAAAUAUUAUGGUGUUGCCUACAAUUGUCCGAAGGUAAAAUUCACAUUUGCCCAAGGAUUAUACUAUGUAUACGUCUGUAAAAAAUUACAUGGAGAAAAUUCGGGCGAUUGUCUCAGAAAGAAAGUUCAGUUGAUUGCCGCAUUUAUGUUCAGCCAUAAGGUAGAAGUCAAUCGUUUUGUGAGAUUUUUUUUAAACAGAACAAAAAAACAAGCCGAAAAUCUCAUUCCAGGCGAUCGAACGAUAAAAUUUAUCGAUACGAAAAUAGCGUGCGAAAUAAAAUUUGCGCAAGACAAUAAGAAUGGUUUAUUAAGAGCAGCAAUGCAAUUGUAUAUGGGUACUUCCAGAAAAGAUAAGAAUUUUAAUUGUGUUACCGAAUUAAAGCAAUUUGAAGGUGAACUAGCGAACAUUGAUUCAUUUGCUGCAGAAUUUCAUUAUUUAGUAGCCAAAGCAUAUGGCAGCCAAAAUAAUUUUGCAUCAGCUAUGGAACAUCUCAUUAAAGUACGCGAGGAAGAUGUUGUAGACUCAAAGACUCGUGAAAUCAAUAGAAAAGCACAGCUGUAUUAUGAAAAAAUGUACACACGUUUUAAUGGAAGUACCAAAUAGCAAUAAAUAGACAGUUGUUAAAAAUUAUAGAUUAAUUCUAAUACUUAUUUCAGUUUUGUUUGCAUUAAAAAUACACAGGUUUAAAAUAUAUUUAUUUAUUACAUUUUAUGUUUUUUAAAUGAAGUCCUUAUUUAGAAAAAAUCAAAUGUAUUUACCUUAUUUUUAUUUCUAAAAAUUACCAACUAGAUACUACUAUAUUAUCUGAAAAAUAUUAAAAAUUAUUAUUGAAUUGUCUGUAAUAUUCAUAUUUUUCGAUAGUCACAACCAUUCGUUUACCUUAAGUACUUAUUAAUUAAAUUUUAUAAAUAAUGUACACGACUAUUAUAAUAUAAAAUGAUACAUGUUAUAGUUUGGAAAUGUUUGCAAUACAAUUAUUGUCUUUAAAAUAAAAGUUCUUUAUUUAAAAA